CUUGAAAAGCUUUAGUAUACCCCGGCAAGCCGAUCAGGCUGGUUCUAGCUUGACUGCUUGUUGCCCGACAACUGCUUGCCCGACUGUCUGACUGCUACUAGCCAGCUCGUCUCGUUCAGUCGCUGUUCCGACAUCCUGCUCGCAACACGACCGCGGUCGGUGCCAGUGCGGUGUAUUCCGUGGGCCUUUCCACGUUUCUGUCGUCAUCUUACGGGUUACGGUUUCUGUCAUGCCGUGGCGGAUGCUGCGAGGCCGUAACAUGGCUUUUUUCGGCGUCAGAUAGACCCACGUGUACACGCUCAACGUGAAUCCCAUCAGCCGGGUAGACGACCAGCACGAAGAAGAACUAACAUGAACGACCGAUUCGCGUUGAAAACUGCUGCACCAUGGAAUUCGGAGAAAUGCAGUGGAAGGAAUCGAGGUGGUAGAACAUGUUGAACGUCUGAGCAGAACUCGCGCUCAGUGUCGAGAAAGAGGAGCAAUGGGAUCGUACGAGGAAUUCCCAGCAAUUACGCUAAUUAGCACAUUGAAAUCAUUAAAGAAGAGGAUCGCGACGGUUAGAAAGAUGACGAUGAACCUAGCCGGAGGUCCAGGCACCCCGGAAGAGUAUCAAUGGAAGAGGUGACGUUUCACCCAGUGAUGCGUAAACGGCGUGGAUUGGCCAGUGCCAUUCUAGGCCUGAUACUGGGCCUUGUCCUAGGUUUUCUCAUUCAAAGCUACAAGAUACUCUCGUCGAGCCAUCACCAGCGAUUAAAUGUUUACUCGUCUUCGAUGCCUGGACCACGAAUGUUGAUCAGAUCGUCGGCACGAAACGUUCCCAAAUUGGACGACGAUGAACAGAUAAACAGUUCGUCGACCAGCUUGGUCUUCGUGGGCGUAAUGACUGCUGGCAAAUAUCUAGACUCGAGAGCUAAAGCGGUUUACGAGACUUGGGGUAAAGAGCUUCCAGGCAAAAUUGCCUUCUUUUCGUCCGAAAACUCCGUCGUCCCAGGUAAUUGUCCAGACCUACCUUUGGUACCUUUGCCACGGGUCGACGACACUUAUCCACCGCAGAAGAAGUCAUUUAUGAUGCUACAAUACAUGUGGAACAAUUAUGGGGAUCGUUUCGAGUGGUUCCUCAGAGCUGACGACGACGUCUACGUGAGAACGGAUCGUCUGGAGAAAUUGCUACGAUCCGUCAACUCCAAGAGGGCCAUGUACAUUGGCCAAGCAGGCAGAGGCAACUCCGAGGAAUUCGGUCUGCUAUCGUUGGAGUACGACGAGAACUUUUGUAUGGGUGGGCCAGGUGUUAUUCUGUCCAGGGAGACCUUAAGGAGGAUCGUGCCGCACAUCAAGUAUUGUCUGAGACAUUUGUACACUACGCAUGAAGACGUCGAAUUGGGAAGGUGCGUGCAGAAGUACGCCGGUAUACCUUGUACCUGGAGUUACGAGAUGCAGUCCAUUCUAUAUCACAACAGUAGUGGAGCACAGGCGUUCACCGGAAACUUGAAGAAAAAAGAAGUUCACCGUGCUAUUACUUUGCAUCCUGUAAAAAGUCCACCUCACAUGUACAGGUUGCACAAUUACAUGAGGGGGCUACAGAUUCAAGAUUUGCAACAGGAGAGACUCAAUCUUCACAGGGAUAUUUACACGAUGGCGAAACAGUUAGGAAUUAGCGUGGAAAAUCUCAAGAAUUUCGAAAUAGCCGAUGGUGUUCCACUAUUUCCAGUUAAUCGCUACUCGAAAGAAUAUCCCGAUGACACAGAAAUAUUAGGUGUUCCAGCAGGACUUCGUUCGUUUAAACCGACAAGUAGCGACGAAGUAAUUCCUUGGGAUUUUUUGUCAAGAUCCGAGUACAGUUUAGGCGAUUCUAAUCCCAGGAGAAGAAUUCACAGUGACAUAAAGGAAGGUCUGGAGGACAUCACGAGGGAAGUAAUGGCCUCUAUAAAUGCCUGUUCACGGCAGCGUGGCCGAGUCGUCGAGGAAAGGUCAACUCUAUACGGAUACAGGCGAGUGGAUUCUUACGGCGCUGACACUAUAUUGGAUCUUCUUUUGGUGUACCGAAAGUACAGAGGCAGAAAGGUUACGUUGCCCGUUAGGAGGCACGUGUACCUUCACCAACACUUCACAGGCCUAGAAAUACGAGAGACCGUGAACGGUGAGGAAGUCGACGAGACGCGAAGAAGUCAGCAAAACGACAAAUCUCUGCAAAACAUAUUCCGCGGUGGAUUUCUAAACCUGAAUUUCAACUUCGAGGAAGAGGAUCCAGUCAAGAGCAAGAUUAUUCACUUCAUCCUACCUUUAUCCGGAAGGUACGAGGUUUUCCGAAGGUUCCUACAAAACUACGAAGAGGUCUGUUUGACGAGCGGAGAAAAAACGGCACUUUUAGUUAUUCUGUAUCGUCGCGAAACAGAAGAUUCGUUCAAUCGAACGAUAGACUUGAUAGAACAAUUAAAAUACAAGUAUCGUAGCGUCAGCAUCGAUAUAAUUCCUGUCUCUGGUACAUUUUCUCGAGCCAAAGCUCUGAAUUUCGGUGUGUCAAGAUUGAAGGACGACGAUUUGAUGUUCUUCGUUGACGUCGAUAUCGUAUUUACCGAGUCGGCUCUCUACAGAAUUCGCGCAAACAGCCUUCUAGGUAGACAAAUGUAUUUCCCGGUGGUGUUCAGUCAGUAUGAUCCAAAGGUCGUUUACAAAGGUAACAGAAAACAAGAUACGUUCGCCAUAAACGAAAUAUCGGGAUAUUGGAGGCAGUUUGGAUUCGGUAUCGUCUCCUUGUACAAACAGGAUUACAAAAGCGUGGGUGGUUUCAAUUUGUCUAUCCAAGGAUGGGGCAAAGAGGACGUGGAUUUCUAUGAGAAAGUGGUGAAAUCCAAUAUUAAGAUAUUUAGGGCGGCUGACAAGGAUUUGAUUCACAUUUAUCAUGACGUUGAGUGCAGCAAGGAUCUUUCAGAGACACAGUGGUCCAUGUGCAUGGGAACCAAGACUGACACAAUCGCUGGGAUAGAGACUCUGGCUAAAAUGAUCUACGAAAAUCCGGAGAUACUGCAAUUUGCCAAAGCCAGAAGAGAGAACUUGACGCGUGCAGCGGGUUGAACGACUUUCUAAAGGCUGAAGAUAUCUACUGUAUCUCGGUUGUUAAGGUAGAAAUUAUGUUUGCAACCAUGAUGGUGCCAGAAUGUUUCGUAGAUAGGACAUUUUGUAAAUACGGGGUGUGACAACGAAUCUUACAUCGAAGUUCGCACCGAAUGAUAAUUAAUAAUUGUUCGCGAAUUCACCAAAGUCUUUGUCCUAAUUGGACUACCAUAAUGGUCACGUUUGCAACUGUGACUUGCUCGCUGCAUCGAUAAAACAGAUUCUAAACUUCAAAUUUAAUUUAAUGAAAAUAAUUUAAUGAAAAUAUUUAUGUAAUGAAAAGGUAUUAAAUGUUCUAUUCGUAUGUGUAGGUUGAUUAUCAUAUUUUCGUAUACGUUACAUAUAGAAAUCGCCAUUGAUAUGCAGAGUAUUAAGAAAUAUCAAAGAGCAAAACUUUACGAUAAUCGAUAUUAAUACAUAUUUUGCAUAUUAGCUAUUAAUUAAUACAAAUUUCCAUGUUGUUUGCGUUACGAACGUGAUAUAUCGCUUUCGGUUGCUAUUAGUGUGUAACGCGUACCGAAUACUAUUCAUUUCGACCAUAAGAGUAAAUUAAUACCACAUCGUAUUAUAACAAAUUUGUUUCUUUUAUGAUAUAAAAAGGAUGAAGAAUCUAUUAUAGAAAUCUCCGCUAGUUUCGUAUAAACAGAAAUAAUUUUGUGAAUAAGUAACUUAAGACGAUUUAAGAUGCCAAUACUCUUUAAGAAUACAGUGUAACAUUACCCUUGAACGAAUGUUGUAAGUACAUGUGAUAUUAUUGUGCCUUCUGUAUAGAUUUUUAUUCGUGAACAAUUUAAAUACUGCCUAUUUUAUUUUAUUUUUACCUUAAUCACGAUCGGCUAUAAAAGAAUGUCUAGCAAUACAAGUUUUGCAACUUGCAUAAUCAUUUAUGCAAGUGGUUAAGAUACUGGACUUGCUUCAUCGGAUUGCAAAUAAAAUUUAUCUAUUAAAUAAU
Molecule: messenger RNA, 4063 nt
Organism: Bombus huntii
Lineage: Eukaryota; Metazoa; Arthropoda; Insecta; Hymenoptera; Apidae
Gene: Chsy
Product: chondroitin sulfate synthase 1
Exons: 7
Coding region: 613-3072 (819 amino acids)
Cellular component (GO): Golgi cisterna membrane
Molecular function (GO): glucuronosyl-N-acetylgalactosaminyl-proteoglycan 4-beta-N-acetylgalactosaminyltransferase activity
Source: RefSeq, a predicted model, not a curated record